UGUUUCUGUGCAAUACUGAACGUACAACGCUCGGCUCCGACGAUGACAUCUGUAUGCGUAUUUUUCUUGGCGUUCAUCGCAGCUGUCUCUGCCGGAGUCAGCCGAAGUGACGUUCAUUUCAACAUGGGUGGCAGUAGAAUCGCUUACAGCAUCAAUCACCGUCCGGAUCCCCACGGAGGGCCCAACGCUUUUGUUUCUGUAAGCCGAACAGAGCCCGUCCAUCAUGUCCAAGAGGCUCCAGUCCACGUUCCUGUUCACGUUUCCGCUACUCCUCAUCACGUCCCAGCUCCAAUCCACGUUCCUGUUCACGUUUCCGCUACUCCUCAUCACGUCCCAGCUCCAGUCCAACCAUCCGCUGGCCUCCACACUUCACUUUUGUACGCCGACCAUGGUCUUCACAGCCCGUUAAUGACAUUGCGUCAACCGAAACAUUACUUAGACACUUAUUAUCCUUACUUUUACGCACCUUAUUACCCGCAUGCUGGUCACCCAGGAUUCAUUUUGGUAGCGUGAGUAGCGAUAGCUCCUCGCUCGUCUCAUAAAUAUUGCACGACACCAAAGCAAAUCAUGAAUGUAGCCGAAUAAAAACAGCAUUUUUUUUUUCAA
Molecule: messenger RNA, 606 nt
Organism: Daphnia carinata
Lineage: Eukaryota; Metazoa; Arthropoda; Branchiopoda; Diplostraca; Daphniidae
Exons: 2
Coding region: 43-513 (156 amino acids)
Source: RefSeq, a predicted model, not a curated record